Messenger RNA from Dufourea novaeangliae, 1781 nucleotides. RefSeq lists its product as uncharacterized. Gene Ontology annotation, cellular component: synaptic vesicle membrane; dense core granule; axon. Gene Ontology annotation, biological process: synaptic vesicle endocytosis; regulation of calcium ion-dependent exocytosis; calcium ion-regulated exocytosis of neurotransmitter. Gene Ontology annotation, molecular function: syntaxin binding; clathrin binding; calcium-dependent phospholipid binding. The transcript has 5 exons. The record is from RefSeq and is a predicted model, not a curated record. NCBI's taxonomy places the organism in Eukaryota, Metazoa, Arthropoda, Insecta, Hymenoptera, Halictidae. Bases 517 to 1734 code for a protein of 405 amino acids.
CGUUUCCCGCGCGUACGGCGAGAACACGGCGACGUCUCUCUUUCGUCAAGCAAAUCGUCGUCCACGAUGCUCAACAGAUCUGACGCGAUCGUCUGGGAGACGCAUGUCGAAGUUGUUCGCAGACCGUGAACAAGGAAAACAAACCAAUAAUUCCUACUACGUGUUUACGAAUCGCGGCCUGGUGGCCAUGGAUACGGUGGUCUGACGCUGUCUCUUGGAUACACGAAGUGAACCAUUUAGACGCGCCCCAGCAUCUAUAGGCGUGUUGCUCCGAAGCAAAACCGGCCGUCGUUGCCAGUCGACGUCGUCGUCCCGUCUCCGCGCGCAGGAAGAGCCGUUUCCCCCUCUGAUCUACCGCGCAGCCGGCCCGAAAACGCCGCCGUUAUUAUGUGAGCACCACCGUGCAGCCUGUAUAAUAUGAUAUAUCCGUCACUAUCUGAAAGAUCGUUCGUGAACGAUAAGUGAAGCACGCAGUCGCUGUCGAGAAGUAAUCCGAAAAACGAGUCAGUCGCGAGAAUGGCGUUAGCGAAGAUCAAGAGUUUCAUCGACACGGGCUUGAAAACGGUGUCCACGCCGUUGGAUCGUACCGUGAAUUUGGAACCGGAAGUGGGCAUUAGGAUCGUUCAUUCGAACGACGAGAAGACGUUGAAUGUGACGGUACUCGGGGCUCGUCACUUGCCGCAGAAUUUCGGCUUCACUAGAGUCAACAGCUACGUCGUCAAGGUGAAGCUGAUACCGGGAAAGGAGAAGUUCGAGACCACGUCGAAGAACGAGUCCUGGCCGCAAUGGAACGAGGAAUUCACAUUCCCUCUGCGCAAAGAGACAAAGGUGAAAUUCGGCAAGUCGAAAGUCGUAGAGGAGGAGAUCAACGGAUCCAGAUUCAUCGUGGCCACUCUGUACGCCAUUCUCGAGGAUAAACCUCUGAUAGCUACCGAGAAGAAAGAAGCCGACAAGGAGAAGACAGAAUCGCCGAAGAAAGCGGGCAAGAAAAAGGAUGGCCAGGGUGCUUCGUCGGAGAACCAAGAAUCAACGAAGAACAAACUGUUCAGCCAAUUUUUCGGCAAAGGAUCCGACAAAGUCGCCGAAACCACGGUAAGCGAGAGAAAAAUGUACGAGAAAAGACGCACCGUUGGCGCCACCACGAUUUCCCUAGACCCGAAGAACUUCACCUCGAAACCACCGAAACCAAAGCACCCCAGCGACGUGUCCACAGGCGACAUGUGGCGGCCAUUGCGGCCUAUCGCGAGUGGCAUUUCUGGAGCGGAAGAGAGGAGGGAAAACAAGAAGGGUCAGCUCGAACUGUCCCUGUGCCAAGAAAAGACCGACAAGAGGGAGGAAGGUAGUGAGAAGCUAAUUCUAUCUCUGCAUCGUCUGAGAUGCUCUUUGCAGACGAUGCACGAGCACGAGACCCUCAAAGGGCAAAUGUAUUUGAAGAUGUCGGUGGUGGACAACGGCAGAGUCACUCAUUUCUGGAAGAGCGAUCGUUUCGCGCCGUGCGUAUCGAUGAAAUUUGCGCCGGAUAUGGCGAGAGUGGCCGCUGACAAUCCUUAUCAGGGAGCGUUAAAAGAUGUCAGUUUCGUAAUUAAAUUCGUUUCGAAAAAUAAGAUGGGAAAGAAAACGACCGUCGGUCAUUUUGUGAUCGGACCGGACGUAGGAGGACCCUAUGGCGAACAAUGGAAACAAGCUCUGGCGAAACCGGGGCAACAGAUAACGAAAUGGCAAUCAUUCGAAUGAGAACAUUGAUUCGAUGAACAUCGAUUUUUCAUUCGAUUUCUCUUCAC